Messenger RNA from Pelodiscus sinensis (Chinese soft-shelled turtle), 2696 nucleotides. It is a transcript of the gene STX19, whose product is annotated as syntaxin 19. Gene Ontology annotation, biological process: synaptic vesicle fusion to presynaptic active zone membrane; exocytosis; intracellular protein transport. The record is from RefSeq and is a predicted model, not a curated record. NCBI's taxonomy places the organism in Eukaryota, Metazoa, Chordata, Testudines, Trionychidae. Gene Ontology annotation, molecular function: SNARE binding; SNAP receptor activity. Gene Ontology annotation, cellular component: plasma membrane; endomembrane system; synaptic vesicle.
UUAUACUUAAUAGCCUUUACUCUAUUUCUAGCCUACAACUAAUGUAUCCAAGAAACUGGUCACAGGAACUCUCUGCUAUUGGCCAAUUAUAAUGCAAUGAUCCUCCUCUAAAGCAAGGCUGGGUCUCCAACAGGCAGAACCAGAUUCCCCAAGAGUCAAGUAACCAGUUUGCUCUUCUACUGUAGUACUACAGGGCAAGGAGUCAGUUUCUCUCAUAACAGCUCUCCAAGAUGCACUCUCCAGAUUAUUUAAGAACUAGGAGGAGCAGGCAUGCAGAAACUAUUUAACAGAAAAGCACACAAGACGUGUUACUUAAGCAAAUGGGUCAAACUCAUUCUUUUCAGGAUACACUGAAGUUUACCCUGAGAAGUAGGAGUCCAACACUGAAGAACAAAAACAAAACAAAAAGUCUGCCUGCAGCACAGGAUUAUAAGGAUUGCAGUGACAUCAACGCAUAAGGGAAGACAAAGUUGUGCCUUUCCUUGCACAAGGGAAAAAAAUGAAAGACCGCCUUCAAGAGCUUAAACUACGAGCAAAAGAACUGCAGCUAGCUGAAGAGAACAGCUGUGCACCUGGGGUAAAGGAAGAAGACCAAAUAGAGCUUGAACAGCAAGCUAUUAUUUAUGAGAAAGAGCCCAUAACUGAGAGUUACCUACAUGAAAUCCAGAGACUUCAGGAUGAGAUUAGUAAUUUGGAAGAGGACGUUCAAAAGUUUGGUCAGCAGCAAAAAAGCCUUGUGUCUUCAAUGAGAAGGUUCAGUGUUAUUAAAAGAGAGUCCAACGUUACAAGAGAAAUAAAAAUUAAAGCAGAGCACAUACAUAAAUGCUUGGAUGAACUGUCAAAAACAGCGAAGAAGUCUGAAAGCGAACACGGGCCAUCUUCCGCCAUUGUAAGAAUACUUACAACUCAGCAUACAUUCCUUUUCCAGCGUUUCCAAACCACCAUGAUUUCAUACAACGAUUCUAUAACAGCCAAGCAGGAGAAAUGCAAGACAUUCAUUGUGCGUCAGCUUGAAGUAGUUGGGAAAGAAGUCUCAGAGGAAGAAGUGAAUGAUAUGCUUCAACAAGGAAAAUGGGAGGUUUUUAAUGAAAAUCUGCUUACUGAAGUCAAAAUCACUAAAGCUCAACUAUCAGAGAUUGAACAAAGACACAAAGAACUGAUGAAUCUAGAAAGCCAUAUCAAAGACUUAAAAGAAUUUUUCAUCCAGAUCUCAUUUCUGGUGGAGCAGCAAGGAGAAAUAAUUAACAACAUUGAAAUGGGUUUAAACAAUACUCAAGAUUACAUUCAGAUGUCAAAAGAGAAGUUUAGACUUGCAGCCAAGUACAAAAAGAAAAACCCUUGCAAAGCAAUAUGUUGCUGGUGUUGUCCAUGCUGCUGAUUAGAAAACAAAAACUGUUUCCUAGCUUUCAUGACUGUUCUUUGACAUGUGUUGGUCGUGUCCUUUCCAAUAGGUAUGCGUGCACUGUCUGCACAAUUGGACAAUUUUUCCCAUCAUGUUACCUGUCAGGUUGGCUGUGGAGCCCCCUGGUGUGGCACCUUUAAGGUGUGGUAUACACUGCUGACAUCCCACCCUCUCAGUUCCUUCUUGCCCUAUUAUUCCAGCAGAGGGGAGGUGGGUGGAAUUUGGAAUGGACAAGAGCAACAGUUAUGGAAGGUAGGUAACUAUUUUUCUUCAAGUGAUUGCUCAUGUGCAUUCCAGCAGGUGACUCACCAGCAGUUUCUCCCAGAGGAGGGUCAGAAUUCACCACAUUGCCGAAUGCAGAACCAUCUGCCAAAUGCCACAUUGUCCAAUGCCUGCUGAGGGAUGGCAUAGCAUGACUUGAAGGUGUGGCUGUAUGACCACAUGGGUGCCCAACAGAUGUCUUGGAUAGGGACUUAUAUGAGAAAUGCCACAAAGGAAGCUGCGCCCUUGUGGAAUGUGCUGUCAGCGUUGGGGCUGUGAGUUUAGCUAGCAGGAUGUGAUCCAGGACAAGAGGGACUGAGCUGAUAUGAGGAGACCUUUAAUCUUCUCCACUAUUGCAAUAAAGAGUUGUGCUGAUUUACAAAAAGGUUUCCUACAUUCACUGUAAAAUGGCAUGGCAUGUCUAACGUCCAGCAAAUGAAGGGCCUUUUCCCUAUCAGAUGUAUGGGGUUUAGGGAAGAAUACCAGCAAAAAUAUGUCCUAGUUCACAUAAAAGUGGGACACCACUUUCGGCAAAAAUGACAGGUGAGAGCAUAAUAGAACUCUGUCUUUGAAAAAGACAGUAUAAGGUGGUUCUGAAAUGAAAGCCUGGAGCCCCAUCUGGCCGAGGUUAUAAGCAUCAGAAAGGCCUCCUUCCAGGAAAGAUGCAACAAGGGGCAGGCAACCAGGGGCUUGAAUGGGUUGACCCAUGAACUUAGAAACAACUAGGUUCAGGUCCCAGAAAAGAAUUGGGUCCUUGACCUGCAGGUACAACCUAUCCAGGCUCUUUAGGUACCUUGCCACCAUAGGGGUUCUGAAAAUUGAUGUAUCCUCUUCAUCUGGAUGGAAGGUGGAGAUGGCCACAAGGUGAACCAAUAGAUAAAAUAGCUAGGCCCUGGUGCUUAAUUGUUAAAAAUAAUCAAGUACCAGGGGGAAUAGGGGCCCUGUUGUGGGAGGAUGUCUUAUUGAGCAGACCAGAGUGUAAUCCAUUUCCACUUGCCACAUACGUACACUGCUUGAGUAGCUGGCUUAUGGC